Molecule: messenger RNA, 4519 nt
Organism: Hemibagrus wyckioides
Lineage: Eukaryota; Metazoa; Chordata; Actinopteri; Siluriformes; Bagridae
Gene: adamts1
Product: ADAM metallopeptidase with thrombospondin type 1 motif, 1
Exons: 8
Coding region: 324-3116 (930 amino acids)
Biological process (GO): proteolysis; extracellular matrix organization
Cellular component (GO): extracellular matrix
Molecular function (GO): zinc ion binding; metalloendopeptidase activity
Source: RefSeq, a predicted model, not a curated record
GGAGAGACAGGGAGAGAAACUGUCCCAAGCCAGACAGCUGAUUACGUGCGGGAGAAAAGUAUCUUUGCUCUGAAAGGCUGCAUAAGAACUAAUCUGCAAUUUAGUUUUAAAACUCACCGGCAGCGAAAAUUGCUAUAUUUAUUUUUUUUUUACGUUGGUACUCAAAUAGAGUUUGCACUGGAUUUUUUUUUAUUCAGAUAAGCUUUAAUAGGUAAGAAGUUUCUGUGAAAUUCAGUAUACGUGACCUACGCACCUGGACUUUUUUGCAGAACAAAAAAUUGAACGUAUUUCUUGAAAACCUGAACGCACUUUUGUGAAGGAUUAUGAUGUUUUUUGUGCGUGUUGCGCUGAGUUUAAUCGCUGCUCUGUGCGCUAACGCGGCGCAGAGCGCAUGGGAGGAAACUACCCUGGUACCAGUUCAGCUCGACUCCUACAAGAGCAAAAAGGAAUCGCCUCUAAGUUCAGAGGCUCAGGAGAAAGAAUCACAAAAGCUUUUCUAUCGCUUGGACAUCUUUGGGAAACAGAUGGUGUUGGAGUUGGAGCCGGAUCAGACUUUCCUGGCGCCUGGGUUUGUAUUCCAUGUGGUGGGGAAACCGGAGGGCCAGCGGGGUUUUGACAGCUCGGGGGAAGCGCGCUGCUUUUACACAGGAACGGUGAACGGAGAGAAGAACUCUGCGGUCGCUCUUAACGUCUGCCAUGGACUGAGGGGUGGGUUCAACUAUGGUGAUGAAGAGUAUUUCAUUCAGCCCGCGAAUGCCACCGGGGAAAGCAGUUUUUCAAGCGAGGACAUGCACAUCAUUCGCCGGAGAAAUAGGCGGUUCCACGGCGAGGCCGGUGGGUCCAAGUGCGGGGUCAGGGAAGACGAGGAGAAAGUCCCUGAGCACCAGAGGACGAAACCAGAUAAAGAGCUCGCUUCAACUCCAGAUGAGUCCCAAGCACACCACCGGGCCCGGCGUUUUGUGUCCACCCCACGAUACAUGGAAAUCAUGAUUGUGGCAGAUCAGUCAAUGGCAGAAUUCCAUGGAGCUGGACUGAAGCCUUACCUGCUAACCAUAAUGGCAGUAGCUUCUCAUCUUUAUCGCCACCCAACUAUUCAUAACUCUAUUACACUUUCUGUGGUGAAACUUAUGGUGAUAUAUGACGAAGAGCAGGGACCAGACGUUUCCACUAAUGCUGCCCUCACCUUGAGGAACUUCUGCCAGUGGCAAAAACAGCACAACCCUCCCAGCGAUCGUCACCCGGAACAUUAUGACACCGCCAUCCUGUUCACCAGACAAGAUCUCUGUGGUGCUCACUCUUGUGACACAUUAGGAAUGGCUGAUGUUGGCACAGUGUGUGAUCCAGAGCGAAGUUGCUCCAUCAUUGAGGACGAUGGACUGCAGGCAGCUUUCACUGUUGCACAUGAGCUAGGUCAUGUGUUCAACAUGCCCCAUGAUGAUGCGAAGCAGUGUGCUAAUAUCAAUGGUGACAACUGGGGUGCCCACAUGAUGGCAUCUACGCUUUCCAACCUGAACCAGUUGCACCCCUGGUCUCCAUGCAGCGCCCUGAUGAUAACAGCUUUCCUGGAUAAUGGCCAUGGUCAGUGUCUGCUUGACAAGCCACAGAAGCCUCAGCAAUUACCACAAGCCCUGCCAGGUUCAGUGUACAAUGCUGACCAUCAGUGCCGUCUCACUUUUGGCGAGGAGUCACUGCACUGCCCUGACCUGAGCACAACCUGUGCAGCUCUCUGGUGCACUGUCACUACAACAAAUGGUCUACUUGUGUGCCAAACCAAAAACUUUCCAUGGGCUGAUGGAACUCCAUGUGGCCAUGACAGCUACUGUAUGGCAGGCCAGUGUUUGAGCAGCAAAGAAGCAGCCAAUUAUCAGAUCCCAGUCAAUGGUGGAUGGGGAACUUGGGGACCUUGGGGCGAGUGCUCACGUACCUGUGGUGGUGGUGUACAGUACUCUUUUAGGGAAUGUGACAACCCUAUGCCCAGGAACGGAGGCAAAUACUGUGAGGGUAAAAGAGUUCAGUACCGAUCCUGCAAUACAGAAGACUGCCCUGACAGCAAUGGUUUAACUUUCCGUGAAGAGCAGUGUCUGGCCCACAAUGACAUUUCCACCCAUGUGACAUUUGGCUCAAGUGAGGGUGUUGAAUGGGUACCGAAGUAUGCUGGCGUAUCACCCAAGGACCGCUGUAAGCUGGUUUGCAGAGCAAAGGGAACAGGCUACUUCUUUAUCCUCAAGCCAAAGGUGGAGGAUGGAACUCCAUGCACCCCCGACUCCACCUCUGUUUGUGUCCAAGGACAGUGCGUUAAAGCUGGAUGUGACCGCGUGAUUGGCUCAGAUAAACAGUUUGAUAAAUGUGGUGUUUGUGGAGGGGACGGCUCCACUUGCAAGAAGGUGUCUGGAUCUUUGGAGUAUGCAAGACCUGGAUAUCAGGAUGUUGUGACAAUCCCUGCUGGUGCCACACACCUCGAUGUCAAGCAGAGAUCCACUGCUGGCCGAAGACAUGACAACAGCUACCUAGCUGUUCGUCGGCAAGAUGGCACCUACCUACUAAAUGGUGACUACAAGCUUACAACUUUGGAGACUGACAUCUUUCUUAAAGGGGCACUUCUGCGCUACAGCGGAUCCUCAGCCUCUCUUGAGCGCCUCCGUAGCUUCGCCCCUCUUCCAGAGCCACUGAUCGUGCAGGUGCUAUCUGUAGGCAACUCCCCUCGGCCCCGUCUCAAGUACAGCUACUUUGCCCCCCGUCCUGCUUCCACAAACCGACGUUCCAUCAAUGCCAUCAGAGGUGCAGAGUGGACACUACGUGAAUGGGGACCCUGCUCACAGACCUGCGGUGAGGGUACACAGAAGAGGGAUGUGCUCUGUCUAGAUGCCCAGGGUCGACCAUCACAAGAUUGUCCAGAAGAGCUGCGUCCUUCUUCCACUCGCUCCUGUACCACACAAGCCUGCCCAUCCUGGGUGGUGGGAGAGUGGUCACCCUGUUCUAAGACAUGUGGCCGAGGUUUCCGGAAACGUCCACUGUACUGUAUAGGUCACGACGGCCAUGUUUUUCCCCAUGACAGCUGUCAAGCGAAAAUUAAACCACGACCCUUGCUAGACAUAUGCAUCCAGAGUGCCUGUUAAGACUGGCUAGGACUAAAGGCAAUAGCUGACUGUAAUUUCUGCUAUUCAUGGUCUGAAGCAGAGCAAUGCAGGUUUAGGAUCCAAAGGGUCCCCUAUGACGGUGACUGCAAUUAACCUUGAACCAGCACUACAGCUCCCACUCCUCCAACACUGGGUGCAGGACACAAAGCUGGCACACUGUGUACCUGUCUGAAAAGCUAGGAUAGAGGAAGAGUAUAAAAAAAAACUAUAAGGACACCUCGGCUGCUAAUGACACACAUAUCGGUCAUUAAGUGUGAGUGUGUUUUUAGAGUGAAUGACUGUACCAAAAAGAACUCUAGUGUAUGUAUUACUGUCUGUCUGAGCUGGACUGGACAGAUAGUUGCUAUAUGAGUGUAAAAUAUAUAUGAGAGCAUCUAUAAAAUAAACAGUGGGUAAUUAGAUGUGAAUAUAAUGGAAUCUAUUAGUAUUUGGCUAAGACAGGGAGAACCAGUGAUUCAGUAAGUGAGACCAUACUAGACCCUUGUUGAAACCCAUUCAACAUCUCAGAUCACAAAGACACACACGCUGCUAUAAUACACAGCAGGUUUUAUGUAUGUAUUUAUAAAUAUAGCUACACAGAUAGUAUACAGGUUGAUGUAUUUGCAAGUUUUCAAAGCAUACCCCAUCAUUAGUUAACAAAGAUAGACUGGAGAAAUGCCAAAGAACAUGAUUUCUGUAUCGGAGUGUGUGUGUGUGUGUGUGUGUGUAUGUGAGAAGGCAUAUAUGGAGGGUGAGGGACUUCUCUCCUGCUACUACUUCAUAAGUAAGUCUCUCGUGCCUUCCGAGAAGGUGUCAUCUUUUUUGUACAGAAUAUCCAAACAUUAUUUAUUUUUGUACAGCCUGGUAAAUGUAAUCUUGUGGCUUUUUUUUAUUAUUAUUGUUGUUGUAUUUUUAUUUGUUAUUAUUAUUGAAAUAACAGAAGGAUGUAGAUUAUAUUGGAGUAUUUAUACAGUAUUAUAUAUGGUCUUAGGUUUAUGAAUAAAGUAUCACAUUGACUUGUGAACCGAAAUCAUUUGUGUCUGUAUGUGUGUGUGUGUUAUUCUGGACUUAAAAGGGGUUUGGAGGGGAAUCACAAGGACAGACUUUGUUCUGGAAGUUUCUAAAGACUUACAUAGAACAACAGAUUUGACUAAUGACACAUUUGGAUCUGUUAGAUUAAUUAUAUUUAUUAGGCUGGUGCUUUAAUCCAAAGAAAGCAGUUUGCUCCACAACACGGAUGUACUGUAUCUAUGAAUAGAUUAAAAAAUGAUGUCUUUCUUUUAAAAAAUUGAAAAUUGAAAACAGUGCAUCCUGUUGUAGGAAAAUAAUUAUAAUUCAUAAUAAUAUCUGGAUUGUUAAAAAAUGCUGUUUAAUAAAGAAAAGUGUAUAAUUGUUGAUAUGAA